Molecule: messenger RNA, 987 nt
Organism: Thelazia callipaeda (thelaziosis nematode)
Lineage: Eukaryota; Metazoa; Nematoda; Chromadorea; Rhabditida; Thelaziidae
Source: the annotation of a GenBank genome assembly
AUGGAGAUCGGAAUCGGCACCCCAGCAAAGAAUUUCACAGUUCUUCUUGAUACCGUUUCAUCAUUGUUUUGGGUGGAUACUAUCUUCACUCGACAACCUCAUCAAUUUUUUGCGAAUAUUUUGGCUAACUCGUCGAUACUAAGUUCACUUCCGUCUCCACUUGAUAUUUGUAGACUGCGAAGUAGUAGGUAUUAUGGGAUGCAAAUUACUGCUAUGCAGUACAAAGAUUGUAUUACUAUUGAGCAGGCAACAGGACAAGAAUUAAUUUUACCAAGAGCACCAUUUUGCUUAGCUACCUCAGUUAUCUGGAAUGAUAGAGAAGACUAUCAAGGAGUAAAUGGAAUUCUUGGCUUAUCAUAUUUAUCUCUUCUGGAUCGUAACCUUAUUACAAAAGCUAUCUAUGAUGGAAGAUUAAAUCAAAUUAUUACUGUUGCACUCCCAAAAUAUGAAUUAAUGGGUAAUGGUAUACUGACGAUAGGUGCAAUUGAUGAAACUUUAUGCAAUUCAGAAAAUUACAAUCCUGAAUUCAUACUUCCAACUACACAAAAACGUUAUGAAUUUAGAUAUUUGAUGAUAUCUUUGGGAAAUGCGAAAUUCUCUUCAGUAUUCAGAACUAUUGCGUACCCACACAUUCGUAAACCGUAUAUUGCUGUACCACACGAAUUUAUGCAAAAAAUUGUUCAAAAUUACAAUGCACAGAAAAAUGAAACGACAGGAAAGUAUAUGGUAGAUUGUGAGCAGCCAUUUGCUCCAUUCAAAUUAUUCACCGCAAGAAAUACGUUUGUUCUUGAUACCAAAUACUUCAUCAUUGAACAUGAGGGAGGAAAUUGUGAAUUGGCAUUCAGAACACGUCAGGGUGUAGGUAAUCCAGUUGUUCUCGGGAUUCCAUUUCUUCAACAAUACUGCACUGUUUUGGAACCGAGACACAAACGUAUCAGCUUCUUACCCAUAAAAAUGAAUGAUUCUGAAGAUUUAAUUGUUAUGUAA